AUGGAGCCUCAAGCGCCACCCAACAUCGUCUUCAUCAUGGCCGAUGACCAUGCGGCCAAGGGCAUCUCGUGCUACGGCGCGGGAAUCAACAAGACGCCCAACCUCGACCGCAUCGCAAGCGAGGGUAUGCUGUUCAAUCACUGCUACGUGACCAACAGUAUCUGCACGCCCUCCCGCGCGGCCAUCCUGUGCGGCACGCACAACCACGUGAACGGUGUCACAACGCUCGACUCCAAGAUCAACAAACACAUGCCCAACGUCGCCAAGCAACUCCGCUCCAGCCCUGCCCACUACCAAACCGCCAUGGUGGGCAAGUGGCACCUGGGUGAGGGCGCAGACCACGAGCCCACGGGGUUCGACUACUGGAGCGUGCUGCCAGGCCAAGGAGAAUACUGGGACCCGCAGUUCAUCGAGCCCUCGGGCACGACGAGCGUGCCCGGCUACGCGACGGACGUAAUCACCGACAAGUGCAUCGACUGGAUGGACAAGAGGGACAGGUCCCGGCCAUUCUACCUCAUGUGCCACCACAAGGCGCCGCAUCGGACCUGGGAGUACGACGACAAGCACAAGGACCUGUACAAGGAGCCCGUCCGCCUGCCCGACACCUUUACAGACGACUACAAGAACCGCGCCAACGCGGCCCGAAUCGCCAAGAUGCGCGUCGCCGAGGACAUGACAUACAACGACCUGGGCAUCGUGCAGCCCGAAGGCCCGCGCAGCCGGAUCGGCGACAAGAUGGUGGAUGUGUGGUGGUGGAACGACCGCAAGAUGCCCGCACCUGAGGAUGUGACGGGCCUCCAGUUCAUCUGCAAGAACACGGGCGAGCUCUUCACGUUCAAGACCAAGCAGGAGCUCGCCGAGUGGAAGUUUCAGCGGUACAUGCAGCGCUACCUGCGGACGAUCCAGAGCGUCGACGACAAUGUCGGCCGCAUGCUCGACUACCUAGAGGCCGAGGGCCUUGCCGACAACACCAUUGUCGUCUACACGUCCGACCAGGGCUUUUUCCUGGGCGAGCACGGCUGGUUCGACAAGCGCUUCAUGUACGAGGAAAGCUUCCAGAUGCCCUUUCUGAUCCGAUACCCCAGGGCCAUCCAACCCAGGUCGGUGUGCAACGAUAUCAUCUGCAACGUGGACUUUGCGCCCACCUUUCUGGACCUCGCCGGGGUGCGCAUCCCAACCUACAUGCAGGGUGUGUCGUUCAGCGCGCUGCUCCGGGGCAAGACGCCCGCGGACUGGCAGCAGGUGGCGUACCACCGCUACUGGAUGCACCGCGACAUCAUCCACGAGGCCUAUGCGCACUAUGGGUGUCGUGACCAGCGCUACAAGCUCAUCUACUGGUACGCCGAGGACUUUGGCCUGGAGGGCACACGGCCGGGGGGCGAGGAGAAGGAAUGGGAGCUCUUUGACUGCCAGGAGGAUCCCCUGGAGCUCUUCAACUGCUACCACGAGCCCCAGUAUGCAUCCGUCGUCCGCAAGAUGACCAAGUUGCUGGAGGACAAGAUGGCCGAGAUUGGAGACGAGCCGGUACAUACCAAGCUUCAAGGCGUAGCAAAGCCUACGACCAACGGUCACCAAGGCCCCAUCAUGACACAUAAAUAG
Messenger RNA from Emericellopsis cladophorae, 1599 nucleotides. RefSeq lists its product as uncharacterized. The transcript has a single exon. The coding region runs from base 1 to 1599 and encodes 532 amino acids. The record is from RefSeq and is a predicted model, not a curated record. NCBI's taxonomy places the organism in Eukaryota, Fungi, Ascomycota, Sordariomycetes, Hypocreales, Bionectriaceae.